This is a messenger RNA of Orycteropus afer afer, 1836 nucleotides long. RefSeq names its product alpha-fetoprotein-like. NCBI's taxonomy places the organism in Eukaryota, Metazoa, Chordata, Mammalia, Tubulidentata, Orycteropodidae. Gene Ontology annotation, molecular function: zinc ion binding; fatty acid binding. The transcript has 14 exons. The record is from RefSeq and is a predicted model, not a curated record. Gene Ontology annotation, cellular component: cytoplasm; blood microparticle. Gene Ontology annotation, biological process: transport. Bases 1 to 1836 code for a protein of 611 amino acids.
AUGAAGACUUUGAGAACCGUAUCUUUUCUUAUUUUCUUAAUCUACAUUAAAUGUCACACUCUUCAGAGAAGUUUACAGGAUGCAGCCAUGCAGCACCUUUACAGCCAGAAUUAUUUGGAGAAGAACUUAAGAGACAUGACCAGUAUUAUGGUUGCCCAGUUUCUUCAGAAAGCAACUUAUGAAGAAGUGCAAACCAUGGUUAAAGAGCUGCUAGAUCUUGCAGAGAAGUGCAAUGGCCUCAAGUCACAUGAGCCACCUUCAGAAUGCUCUCACCAAUUGAUGAUUACCUUCCUAGAACAUGUUUGUAACAACCGAGGAAUGGUUGACAAAUAUGGGUUUUCUUACUGUUGUGGUAAAAAUAACACAGCAAGGCACAAGUGCUUCCUGUCACAUAAAAAAGAUGAUGCUGGUUGCAGGGAUACCUUCCAAAUUCCAAAUCCUGACAUCUGUAAGACGGACAAAGAGAAUCGAGUGUCAGUGAAGGAGAGGUACAUUUAUGAAACUUCAAGAAAAUAUCCAUUCUUGUACGGGCCCACUAUUCUGACCAUGUCUGCUUGCUACGAGACGGCUAUUCAUUCAUGUUGCCAAGAAGAAAAUAAGACAGAAUGCCUCCAGAGAAAGCUAGAACCCAUCAGGAAGUAUGCCAGAGAAAUGUCUUUGAGGCAUCAUCAUGUAUGUGAGAUUGGGAUUAAAUUCAAUCACAGAGUAGCAAAAGCAGUGGAAUUAGUUCUGCUGACUAAAAAACAACCUAAAGCUAACUUUUCUGAAAUUGCCAAACUGGUCAGAUAUAUUAAAAAUUUACAUCAGACCUGUUGUGAAGGAAAUACAGUAGAAUGUGUGUUUGGUCGGAGCCAGCUUAUGAACUAUACUUGCUCUAAACAGGCUAUCUUAUCCAGCAAAAUUUCUCAGUGCUGUGAGCAGCCAGUUCCAUUUCGAGGAGAAUGCAUUAUCAACUCAGAAAAUGAUGACACACCUGACCUUUCUUUCCUGCCACUCAACAUGUUUACCGAAGACCAGUUUGUAUGCAAACAAUUUGCUGACAAGCAAGAUGACUUUCUACAAGAGUUUCUUUAUGAAUAUUCAAGAAGACAUCCAAAAUUGGCAGUUCCAGUAAUUUUAAGAGUGGAUGAAGUGUAUCAAAAUUUAUUGGGAAAAUGCUGCCAAUUACAAAACCCGCUGGAAUGCUAUAGCCGUGGGAAAGAGAUGUUCCAAAGAGUGGUUCAGGAAAGCCACAAGCAAGUAAAAAAUCACUGUGCUUUACACAAGAAAUUAGGAGAUAGUAACUUCCACAACAGGCUUCUAGUCCUUUAUACUAAGAAAGCCCCACAACUAUCUGCUCAAGAGUUGGUUGUGUUCUCAAAGAACAUGGCAGCCACUGCCACCAAAUGCUGCCCCCUGAAUGAUGAACAACAAUUUGCUUGUGUCGAGGACUUGACAAAGCUAAUUCUUGGAGAUAUAUGCAGAAGACAUGAGACUGAGCCUAUCAAUGCUGGCGUGGGUCACUGCUGUAAUGACUCCUAUGCCUUCAGAAAGCCAUGCUUUGAUGAUCUGCCAGUUGAUGGAACUUAUGUUUCUCCAUCUCUAUCCUGUGACAAAGUCAUCAGCUUGAAAGAGGACUUAUGCAAAGCUCAGGAGGAGGAGUUCCAAACUGAAAAACAAAAGCUCCUCAGCAACCUUGUGAAGCAGAAACCCCAUGCAGCAGAGAUACAGCUCCAAUCAAUUAUCACAGAUUUUACUCACCUGGUUGAGAUGUGCUGUCAAGCAGAGAAAAAUGAAAUGUGUUUUCAGAAAAAGUGUCUUCUUUCCACCGAAUAUAUUCAGCCUAACUGCACAUAA